GAGGAAGAAAAGAUGAAAUACACAGAGAUGGCCCGUAAGUGGAAAGAAAAUAAACUUCCUCAGAAGCCAGUGAGAGAGGUGCCUAAUCUGGCUCAUCCAGUUCCUGCUUGUCUGACCACAAAGACACCCAGAAGUGCUUCUCUUCCAGAUGCCUCUGCUGUGUCUUGGAAGAAUGAUCAGGCUGUGGUUGCAGACAUCAUCUACUUCCUGAACAUUUACAGCCAUGGGGAGCUGCUGUCUCACUGUGAGCAGCGCUUCCUUCCAUGUGAGAUUGGCUGUGUCAAGUACUCCCUAAAGGAAGGCAUAAUGGCUGAUUUCCAUCACUUCAUAGAUCCUGAAGUACCACCACGUGGUUUUCGGUACCACUGCCAGGCUGCAAGUGAUAAUACUCAUAAGAUCCCUAUAUCUGGAUUUGAGCUGUCACGUGCUCGUUACCCAGUUGUCUUACGUGAACUUCUUGCCUUUGUCCAGCCAUCUGGAGAUGUUUGGCCUCGAUUUUACUGCAGGUGUAAUGACAGAUACCGAAUCAGCUGGUGCCUCAGACGAAUGGCUAGCGUAUCAGGCAUUGAGAGCCGUCUGGAGCUUCUUAAUGUAGAAGACCUGAUAGUAGAACUGUACUGGAAGAAAUAUCAAAAAGAGCCAUCCAGGACUUGGGUGUGUAAAGAACUAGAUGUCUUCCUGUGGGAUUACUCCAGCAAUACCAGGUGCAAGUGGCAUGAGGAGAACGAUAUACUUUUCUGUGCUUUGGCAUCCUGUAAGAAAAUUGCGUCUCAACUUUGAUAAACUCCGAGCAUUUAGAGUUGGCAAGGCCGCUGAACAGAUUGGAGAGAUUUUUUGAAAAAGAGCCUACUAACUCCUACUACUUAAGAUGGGAACAAAGCUGGGUCAAGGUCAGUAAUCUCCUUUCUCAUCUUGGGAGCCCACAAGGAUGAGGUUCUUAAGUUUAUGCCUCCUUUAAAGACUCUAAGACAAUAACGAGGUCUUUGUGACUUUAUCCCACGGCCUUCAAGAAGAGACAUGAAGGAUCUUUACUCUAGCUUACACACUUUUGGUUUUGUUCCCAUUUAACAUUUUAACUGAACCUGAUGAAUAUAGAAAGUGACAGAAAUGCCAUCAGCGUACACCAUCUGCCCAUACUUCAUCUGGUAAUUCAUAAUUCUCUACAUGAAAACUUUGAACAUUCACUGAAAGAUGUCGGUUGCAGUCACUAACAGAUAUCAUACCAGCUUGGUAAGCUUGCCAUUAUCCUCUUCACAGAAAUGAGAUUUCCACUAUCAUUUGUACAGUUUCUGUUCCCUCGUUUCUCCUCAAUAGUUUCAAAACCCGCUUGCUUGAUUUCAGCUGACCUUGACAGAUGGGUAGCGAUCUUAAAGGUGUGAAGUUCCUUUCGGUUUCAUAAAAAUCAGCAGCUGGAAGAGGAGGGAAAUCUAAACUGAUGGUACCUCUUGGGCAUUAAUCAUUCUCUUCCAUUCCAAGAAUCUGUGGUUGAGCAACCAAUGCAUGCUAACUAUUGUCUGUCUCAUCUUUUGCACAGCCGAACAGGGAACUGUGGAAUAGAGGGAAGUCACGGGGGCAAGAGCUGAUGGCCGCAUGAGGAAUGUUUGUUGUGCUGUGGACGGCCUGGACUGCCAGACACACAUCCAUUGGAAAAGAGGCUUGUUAAUACCACUGCUCAUGUAAUAACUUGGGUAGCUUGGGAUUUUGUCUAUUUUCCUAACUUCAACAAAUGGCUAGUAAGAAAAAUAAGUAGACGGAACUUGCAGAAUUAAGCUGAAAACAAUGCUUGUAACAGUUGAUUCUCAAAUACCUAGAGCAGCUCUGAGUUUAGUAACCUUACUGUCUAAAAGAUGGUAUGUGGUUUUUGUUAAUGCUAAAGAAAUGCAUUAUUUUCACAUACAUUUGUCAUUUAAAUUGUAGAAGUAAUAAGGUAUGUCUUCUCCAACUGCAUUGGAAUGUAUCUUGUUCCAUUAUGCUGGGGAGGAGUGAGAGAGACUGGCUGUUGCCUAGUGGUCUGUAACUUGGAAAGGCUGCCUUAAUUGGUGUCAGUGCUGAAAUAUUGGUGCUAGCUUCACUGUGGGAAUAGUUUUACCCUGUCUCUAUCAGCCAUUCAGUUGCAUUAUAAGUAAAUAAGUUGGUGCUGAGAUUGAUAAUGCCCUUUUUGUUUUGGAGACUUAGCUAAGUAAGACUGUUUUCCCAGCAUAUGCUUCACCAUCCUGAUGAUUACAUAAAUCUCAUAUUAAGCCACUUGUUUAGAUGCACUUUAUUUAGUGCUUUUGUUAGUUAUUUAGGCCUAGAGUGGAAAGGGUAUUAAGGCACUUAAUUCUGUCACUCCUUCCUCACAGUUCUUUGUUCUGGGUCUCAGGAGUUCUUGAUAAAUGCAGGAGGCAAACGUGCAAUUUAUCUCUUGGAAGUCUGUAGAUCUGCCCUUUCGCUGAUGGUACCCAAACAGAAAGACUGAGUCCACUGACAAUUUUAAGAGAUUUUAAUUUUAAGUUUGUUUUUGUGUUGACUUUCCUUCCUUGUCUAAUAUGAGCUGCAAAACUCAUACCAUAGAUUCACUAAACUCAUAGACAUGGACAUCACAGUUAAAAGCACUGCCAUAAGUAUCUGUAACAUUGCCAAAGCCUUGCCAUAAGCCUACUUUGGCUCACACAGGCCUAUGCCUUAGCAUAGGCUGACGCAUGUGGACUUCCUCAUCACUCACCUCUUGUGCAAUAUAAACCCUUAAACUCUUGUUUUUGCUGAUAGCUACAGCUGUAGGAAAUCUUUUUGCUGAUUUUUGGAGAUUAUUAUUAGCUCAUUUAAAUGAAACUGCUGUUGACAUGAAAAGCUUUGAUACAAAACUAGGAUGGCUUCAUUGUCCUGCCAAAUAUACAUAAUCUGAUAAGGUGCGUAUAUAAAAGCUAAUGAGGAUUAAUGUAUAGGUAGCAUAAUACUAACACUAGAAAAGACAGUAACUCCUCUUUAAGAAGAGAGAGGAAGAACCUUCUAUGAAGAUCUCAUCUCCUCCACCAAGAGGACAGCACCUGGCCAUGUUCAGUUUGGAUGAAUCUGCGAACAGGUAUAUUGAUCACCAAUGACAGAUAUCAAGCCAAUUACAUCUUGUUAUUUUCUUUGAAGUUUCUGUGCUAUAUAUGCUCAUUAGCAAAGAUUUCUAGCGUCCUUGCCUCUUGUUUUGAACAGUCAUCUUGUUCUCAUAAAGCAACAACUUGUAAUAAGCAGUGAGGAAGAGCUGCCAGUCUACUGACGGGCCAUGUAUUCUCCACAAGUUUGUAGCACAUGCAGAUGCUGUCUGCAUCUCUACAUGUGAACAGUCAUGGUGGGCACAGCAGGGCUUUCAAGUCUCUCCAUCAUCCACUGCUGCAGUUGUAUCCUGAAAGAUGCAAGAACAGGAUUUUCAGAAGCAGCUGAGUGACUUACAAGCUGGAUGUCUAUGGUAUGUGUGCUUCUGCAACAUUCUGAUGCUUUGAAAACUCAAUUCUCCAAUAAUAAGGGUGCUCAUAGGCAGACUUCCUGAGAUCAUUUCCUGCCUCAAGUGGUAGCAGUUAAUAAGCACACAUGCUGCAUUGCAUUGUAGAAGUGAUAGAGGCCUAAGGGCUUUCUUGGCUAAAAAUUGCACUGCGCAGAGGAGACAGCUCUAGGAUCAAUACAAGCCAUCCUCUUUUGGUACAUGAAACUAUUAGGAUCUGUCCAAACCUGUAAUCAGUAAUCCAUUUCUCCCUUUGGUGUGACACCCACGAUGCAGUAUACCACUUUCUCUUGUUCCUGCUUGCCCACUCCAGUAACUCAAUUAAAUAGACAAGUCUGGGCUAUGUGUGCACAAAGACAUGAGUGCCUGAUUCAUGGCUCUUCCCUGCCAUGAUGUGGCAUCCCUGCAGAUGUGUCCCCAUCCCCAUGUGGGGAUGUAACAUUGAAGUAAGAGGCAAGGAGGGAUGCACCCCUCCCCUCAGCAUUACACAGUAGCAAGUGUAUCUGUGGUAUGAGAUAGGUUAGUCCUCUUUUCUACUUCCAUUCUUCUUUGCUUGUUUGUGAAAGAAAUCAGCAAUCAGAUGUCAUCGCAUGAUUCGGAACAGGAGCCACUAGUAAGAUAAAUAACACUUAGGCUUUCAUCUGGUUCUGCCCUGGACUGUCCUGGUCUGUGAGCUUUGCUGGGGAGUCAGCCAAUUGGCAGUGGAGGUUUUUUGUUUGAAAACACUUAAGGGGAGGAUGCAGUGUUCCUUAUUCUUAACUCUUCUAAAAAGGAAGAUCAGCUAAUGUCACUUGCUGCUAGUGAGUUUGGAGUGGCUUAUCCCACACUACAUUUCGCAAGGACCUUAAGAGGUCAUACCAGCAUUUCAGAUUGUGCCUAGUGGGCUGCCAGUGGCCUGGGAGCUCCCUGCGAGCAGAGGUUCAUUCUCUCUGGCUCUGGAUGGUU
Messenger RNA from Struthio camelus australis, 4414 nucleotides. The record is from RefSeq and is a predicted model, not a curated record. Lineage: Eukaryota; Metazoa; Chordata; Aves; Struthioniformes; Struthionidae.